AUGAGCGAGUCUGCAGUGGGAAGUGGAGUUCGGGGUUGCUAGAAAUCUGCACGUCUCUGCCGACCGGGAGGAAAAUACAAUAAACUUGUUGCAAAUAAAAUGCAAAAAAUAGUCAAAUGAGCAAAGCGGAUCCGCGCAAGAGUGAAGAGAGUGGCUUGCACGAAGGAAGAAACAACGUUGAAAAAUAACUCGAGGAAGAACACGGGUAUGCCUUCUCAUGAAGGUUCUGCCAUCUCUCCCUGGCUGUCGGGAAGCUGUCGACGGGCCUGUUUGGGUGGUCGCUUGGGGUUCGUGUGAUCGGGGUGGCUCCCUGGGAUGGCGGUGCUGGGAGUGGGGUUUUAAGGAUCCUCCUUCCUGAUGGAAUGGUGGGGAAGCUCCUCUGCGGAUCACUGGUCCUCUCAGAGCAAGCGAGAAUAUCGAUACUAUACGAUUUGACCGGAACACUGUGACUUGGAAAAUUUUGCACAGAUCGCACACAGUGUGGACAGUUUAUCCCUUUUUUUUUUUUUGUAUACAGAAAGAGAAGCCAACGUGAUCCAUCAUGAACAAAGAUGGGGAAGUGGACACCAUUGCCCCCGAGUUGCCGGCGAUGUUUGACGGGGUGAAGCUGGCAGCGGUGGCGACAGUGCUGUACAUCAUAGUGCGCUUUCUGAACCUGAAGAGCCCGACCGAGCCGCCUUGCCUCAGCUAUCAGGACACCCCGCUCAACCGCUUCCUGAUCAAGUCCUGCUCGCUGCUGACCAAAGAGUACAUUCCUCCCCUGCUAUGGGGGAAAUGCGGGCACCUACAGACGGCGCUGUAUGGGAAGAUGGGCCGGGUCAGCUCACCUCAUCCAAUAGGGCUGCGCAAAUUCCUCGCCAUGCAUGACGGGGCUACGGCCACCUUUGACCUCUUCGAACCUCUAGCUGACCAGUGCACAGGAGAUGAUGUCACCAUGGUUAUUUGUCCUGGGAUUGGUAACCACAGUGAGAAGCACUACAUACGAACCUUUGUGGACUACGCUCAGAAGCAGGGCUACCGGUGUGCAGUCCUUAACCACCUGGGAGCUCUGCCUAACAUUGAGCUAACCUCUCCCCGCAUGUUCACCUACGGCUGCACCUGGGAGUUUGCAGCCAUGGUGGGCUACAUCAAGAAGACAUUCCCCCAGACGCAGCUCAUUGUUGUGGGCUUCAGCCUAGGUGGCAACAUUGUCUGCAAGUUCCUGGGUGAGAACCACACCAACCAGGAGAGAGUGCUGUGCUGCGUCAGUGUGUGCCAGGGCUACAGCGCACUCAGGGCUCAAGAGACAUUCCUGCAGUGGGAUCAGUGCCGGAGAUUUUACAACUUCCUCAUGGCGGACAACAUGAAGAGGAUCAUCCUCUCACACAGGGGCAUGCUGUUCGGAGACAGCUCCAGCAAGAGACCCAGGAUGAUGGAGGAUGCCGACCUGAGCCGGCUCUUCACAGCUACCUCCCUCAUGCAGAUUGACGACAACAUCAUGAGAAAAUUCCAUGGGUACGACUCCCUCAAGGAAUACUAUGAGAAGGACAGCUGUGUCCAUUAUAUUCACAAUGUCAAUGUGCCUCUGUUAUUGGUAAACACAUCAGAUGACCCACUGGUGCAUCCAAGCUUGCUGACCAUCCCACGCACACUUGCAGAGAAGAAGGAGAAUGUGAUCUUUGCCCUCACGCUACAUGGAGGGCACCUGGGAUUCUUCGAGGGGGCGGUGCUCUUCCCUCAGCCUCUCACCUGGAUGGACAAGGUGAUUGUGGAGUACGCCAACACCAUCUGCCAAUGGGAGAGACACAAACCGCAGUGCGGGAGUGGCAGUGAACAGGACUGCUCGUAGGAAACGGAUGAACACGAACCCCUCCCUGACAGCGCCCUGCCACCUCGCUCUCCUCCUCCUCCUCCUUCUUCUUCUACUUUCUUCCACUGACUUUUUCUUAUCGUUGUUUUUUUUUUUUUUUUUUCUGUGGGAGAGUUUUCACAAUUUUGUUUGUUUUGGUUUCUUUCCAAAACAAACAAAACAAAAAAGCCCCGCUGUGUUUUAAUAUGUGACGAGCAAAAAGGGAAGAAACAGAAACAAGAACACUGAAUGUGAACAUGCUGAAAAAAUAACAAUAACCAAAACUAGAAGGGAAGAUCGAAAGGGAUAUAAUGCAGUCAAUGUUUCUGUGGGGCUCAGUGGCACAGUUCAUGCUGGUGUAAAACAGCCAGUAGUUUACGUCACAGAACCACCACACAAGUGUUCUUCGAGUCCAAGCUCUGAAGGGUAGGGGCUGUUGUUCAGGUCAGUGUUUAGUUAAGCGCUUGGAUGAACCGUGUAGAAUGCACCUUUGCAGGCAGGGUUGACUAACCUUCGCUUGGCUGUAGUCACUGCCACCUUUCUUGUGCACCAAGAGAAAAAAACAGUUGCCAAAAUUCAUCCUUGACUAAAACACUAUAUAUAUAUAAAUAAGGAACCAUAAUAAAAAAAAUAAUAAUAAUAAAUGUAACUGUAUAUUUUAGACUUUUUUUUGGGGGGAGAGAAUUUACCUCUGCUGGAAAAACUGGGUUAUAUGUUAAAAAAAAAAAAAAAAAAAGGAAAAAUAUACUAACUGCUUCCCCUCUAAUCUCAGUCACAAACGUCCUGUCCAGCCCCAGGGUUUCAAGUUACCUUGAAAUGCCGAUCUAUCAUCUAGUGUUCCCCGCCCUAGAUCUAAAUGCAUUCUCUGGAGUUCAUUCGUUUUUUUUUUUUUUUUUUUAAACCCUUGAUUUAAGUUCUUUUAUUUUUGCGUGUGGUUUCAAACUCCUUUUUUUUUUUUCCCUUUCUGUUUCUUGGCUACUGUUGUCAGUUUUGCACAUUCUGGCCCUGGGGUUUGACCGCUGUAAUGUAGAGGCACGUACACUGACUUCACAGCCAUGCAGUCUGUCUUAGUUGAUGCUCUGAGUCCUGUCUCACUCUCUGGGACUCUUUUAGUCAGGUGUCCACGCCGGCUUCAGACUUACCCAAGGCACAAAGAUCCCGGUUGGGUUUUUGUCCCCUGUCUUGCGGUUCAGUUCUCUGAGGCUGUGCUUUUUAGUUUCUAUGCCUUAUUGUCACGUGAAAGAGAUUAAAACAUUGACUCUUUUAAUUGUGACCUAGGUUUGCUCUACAGGACUAGCGGUCUGAACCCAGCUGGAUUCACUUGCAUUCCUACUGUCACUUGCUGCAGUUCAUCCCAAAGGUCACAAAGCGUCCACUGUAUGUGUUUAUGUCAAGCUUUUUAUUUUUAAAUCCCAUCUUUUAAUUAUGGUUCUUAAGAUGGGGUUUUAAUUUGUUAACGCCCACUAGCCUCGAGGGUACCCCUUUUUAUUUAUUUAAUUGUAACUUUCGGGUGUGUUUGAAGGGAAGGGAAGUCGAGAGAACAUUUCUGAAAUGAAAUGUUAUCCUCUGUUUCAUUGGGAAACACCUUCCCUUUCCCCAGCAGAUGCUGGGGAGUCGUGAGUUUAGAAUUCUAACAGAUGCACAGAAUCUUUGCUUUUCUAUGUGUCUGUUUACCCUUGCCUUUGAAAAAAAAAAAAAAAGCUCUUAUAUUCCUUACGCAAAUUAUGUUACUGCGAUAAGUUGGGUUACUGGGUGAAAGAGGUGGGUUGUUUUUCGUAUGACCAUAUUUAAAAAAAAUAAAUAAAUAAAAUAAAAAUUC
Messenger RNA from Polyodon spathula (Mississippi paddlefish), 3647 nucleotides. Its product is annotated as monoacylglycerol lipase ABHD2-like. Gene Ontology annotation, molecular function: monoacylglycerol lipase activity; acetylesterase activity. Bases 542 to 1828 code for a protein of 428 amino acids. Gene Ontology annotation, cellular component: sperm plasma membrane; sperm flagellum. Gene Ontology annotation, biological process: acylglycerol catabolic process; steroid hormone receptor signaling pathway; sperm capacitation. The record is from RefSeq and is a predicted model, not a curated record. Lineage: Eukaryota; Metazoa; Chordata; Actinopteri; Acipenseriformes; Polyodontidae. The transcript has 12 exons.